AUGGAUAUCAGGAAUUUCUUUGAAAAAGGGACAACACGGGAAAAAAGAAAAAAAGGUCGGGAUAGUAGCAGUGGAGGAAGCGAUGAAAAUGACAACAAUGAUAAAACCCAUGUAAUGCCAAGAUCAUUGCAUGCUAACAUUGGACAAGCGUCACAUUCUCCAGCAGAACCUGUAAAUAUAUCUGUUGCCGAUUAUUCUUCAGCAAUUGCCGAAGCAAUUGACAAUUUCUUGAUUAGUUCUAACCUCCCAACAGAAGAUUGCGUAGGGUUUAGAUUCGAUGGUUGUUCUACAAUGGCAGGGAAAGAGGGUGGCGUACAAGCCAUUUUGAGAAAAAAAUAUCCUGCUUUAUAUUUUUAUUGCUCAAGUCACAAACUCAACCUUGUUGUGAAUGAUGCGAACGCAGUGCCAGAAAUUAGAAAUACUGUCGCCACUGUUAAGGAUGUUAUAACGUUUUUCAGAGAAUCGACUACUCGUCGAAACUACGCCAAAACCUAUCACGAUUGUGUGAGACGAGAUGGUCCGAAAAAUAUAAAUCAAUCAGAAAGUUUUCUCAACAUGGAAAUUAUGCCACCAGAAAAUCUGCAUAUCAGUUGCAUUCAGCCGUUACAAAACCAGUGUUUAUUGUUGCUCUACAAACAAUAGCCAAAUAUUCAGCAGUUUUAGAACCAGUAGUUAACGCACUGCAAGCUAAAUCGAUCGACAUGAUCUCGGUGGGGGAACACAUCAAAAAUAUCAAGGACAUUCUCAGAAAUGACCGCGAGUUUCCUGAUAAAGUAAGUAAUGAAAUGCUUCAAAAA
Chilo suppressalis (striped riceborer) is the source of this 797-nucleotide messenger RNA. Lineage: Eukaryota; Metazoa; Arthropoda; Insecta; Lepidoptera; Crambidae. The record is from the annotation of a GenBank genome assembly.